AAUAUUCUCAGGGACUUAAAGUUUGGUGGUCUUUUCGAAUCAUCAAUAUUUAUUACUUAAUUACUUAUUGACAUUUGGUGUCGCGGGAUAAUAUUGAUGGUGUAGUUCUUCUCGUUGUCUGUGCCAAGCUUUUGGCAUCUGUCAAGCUAAGUCAAAAGUCAAAACACUCAAAAAGUCAAAACGUUGCUUCUUCCAAAAAGUGCGGUAGGAACUUUGCAAAACUAUUUAAUUAAACCAAAAAUGGUUACCAAAGUUGCUGUAGUGACCGGAGCGAAUAAAGGAAUAGGUUUUGCGAUCGUCCGAGGCCUCUGCAAGAGAUUCGACGGCGUAGUUUACCUUACAUCGCGCGACGAAACUCGUGGUGAAAACGCUGUGAUACAACUGAGCAAAGAGGGUUUACACCCAAAAUAUCACCAGUUGGAUAUAACUAGCGUGAAAAGCGUUGAGAAGUUUCGCGAUUACAUAAAGAAUGAGUACGGGGGGAUUGAUAUUCUUGUGAACAACGCGGCUAUCGCAUUUAAAAACAACGCGAAGGAACCGGUGACUGUUCAAGCUGAACAAACUUUGUUCGUGAACUAUUUCAGUCUGCUGUCUACAUGCGAGAUAUUAUUCCCUAUACUGCGUAAUGGGGCGCGUGUGGUGAAUAUUUCAAGCUCUUCUGGUCAUUUGACUCAAAUACCGAGUGUGGCUUUAAAGAAGAGAUUUAAAGACCCUAAUUUGACCGUAGAGCAGCUAGGAGAGUUGAUGCAGGAGUAUAUAGAGGCGGCUAGGAAGGGGACUCAGCUGGCGGAGUGGGGCAACUCGUCGUAUGUGGUGUCUAAGGUUGGAGUGACUGCACUGACCAAGAUCCAGCAACGAAUGGUCAAUGAUAGAGAUAUAAAGGUGAACGCCGUGCACCCUGGUUACGUGGACACAGACAUGUCCUCCCACAAGGGCCCGCUGACGAUCGACGAAGGAGCUUCAGCCCCACUCUUCUUAGCCCUGGACGCCGGUGAUUCUGUGCGUGGCCAGUACGUGUGGUACAAUAGCAAGGUUGUCUCCUGGGACGGGGAGAAACCUGAAGGUUAACCUCCCAUAUCUUCCAACAUUCCCCAAGUUUUUGGCUGCAGGUUUAGCACAUGAUUGCCGCGAGAUAGACUACCCUUCCUUAUAUCAUUAAUACAGUUAGAAGGAGACGUGUCAUCUAUCUCGCGGCAAUCAUGUGCUAGGCCUACUGGUUUAAGGGCCAUUAACGUAUUACGUAAUAACUUCGUUGUUAAUGUUGUCAGUAACUAAAUUA
Messenger RNA from Leguminivora glycinivorella, 1279 nucleotides. Its product is annotated as carbonyl reductase [NADPH] 1-like. Lineage: Eukaryota; Metazoa; Arthropoda; Insecta; Lepidoptera; Tortricidae. Bases 241 to 1068 code for a protein of 275 amino acids. The transcript has 3 exons. The record is from RefSeq and is a predicted model, not a curated record. Gene Ontology annotation, molecular function: carbonyl reductase (NADPH) activity.